CUCUAUUCUCUGAUAACAGGUGACAUUGACAUUAGUGACAGAAAAGCAAAGUAUUUCUUUCGUCUGCGGUCUUACCAUUAUUAUACCUACUCAUUUUAAUUGCAAGCGAUUUUCUUCAAUUGAACAUAUGGCAAAAGUAUUCAAGCCAUUAUUAUACACACUGUAACUACUUGUAUAACACCACACUCAAAAGGUCACAGAUAGAUAAAUAAAAAAUGGCUCAAGUUUCAGCAACUGGUUCAUCGGUUGGUGGAGCAGGAGGAGACAGUGAGGGAGAGGAGCAGGAAGACCCCUCAUCGUCUUCACCAGAUGAAGUACUAGAAGUUGGUGAUUCACUCAAGAAAUUAAAUGUUCAAGAUGAGACACAGAAUGCCAAUGACGAGCUGGCGGCCUUCCGCCAGCAGUGGCAGCGAGAAUUGGAGGCCAAUGCUACCCCGAAAAGGACGACGCCUCCGAAGCAGAAGCAAUUUACUGAACCUAUCUCUGAUGAAGAAAAGGCAAAACAGUUGUUCCUGAGCGGCAUAGAGAUGGAGCGCCGUGGCAGGCUGUACGAAGCCAUCCAGCAUUACAAGUACUCUCUGCAGAUACUGCCCGAUGUUGAGAAGCGCUUGCAUAAUGAAUUACAGGCCGAAAUACCUGAAGAGGAGGUGAUAGAGACAGAAGAUAGAGUACCAAAGGUGGUCUAUGCUGAAGACGAUGAAGAGGAAAUCGAAGGAGAAGACCGCAGCUUAGCGAGCAAGUUUAGGAGGAUCCUCGAAUCGAAGGGGGCUCUGUGCGAACCUGAGAUCGAGACUAGGGACGCCCACAUUUCCUGGCUGCCGUACGAAGUGGUUAUAGAGAUACUUCGCUGGGUGGUCAGCUCUGAGCUGGAUGUCUUCUCACUGGACCAGGUAUCCAAUGUCUGCCGUGGACUGUACGUUGCCGCCAGAGAACCAGCCAUUUGGCGCUCGCUUUGUGUCAAUACAUGGGGCGUCGAGUGCGACACCAUGGCACCGCACCCCUACAUUUCGUGGCGUCAGAUGUACAUGGCGCGGCCCCGGGUGCACUUGCAUGGGGUCUACAUUAGCAAGACGACGUACGUGCGACAUGGAGACAAGUGCUACCAGAACGAGUUCUAUCAGUCCUGGUUCCUCAUUGACUACUAUCGGUACAUCAGGUUUUUCGCGGAUGGUACGGUGCUGAUGUGGACGACUCCAGACGAGCCUCAGUCCUGCGUGAGUCACCUCAAGAACCGUCAGUUCAAACACGGCCUCGGUAUCAUGCCGGGCCACUACCGGGUCGUUGGAGAAAAGGUUGUGAUAGUGGUUAAGAGGGUGAACCAGGAGAAGAAGCCUGUGGCUGCGUCCAACACGCGCUUCCGUUCCCGACACAAGGAGAUUGAGCAGCAACAGGAACAAACCUUCCACGUGGAGUUGGAGUUGUCGGGUUCCCGCUCGGCGCGCAACUCGCGCAUGGAGUGGCGGCACUACGCGGCGUGCACGCGGCGCGACCAGUGGACGCAGUUCGAGCUGACGCCGGGCAAGUUCCCGCCCUUCCGCUUCAGUCGCGUGCGCAGCUAUAUGGCCGAGGCAGAAGCGCCGCUGCCCACUUGCUACAAUAAUUAAAUACGGACCCUGCGGGGUUGUCACACUGCGGAAAUUCUGGAUUCUGGUCUUUAGUAAGUCAUGCGCAAAUAUUCCUUAUCUACCUUUCUAUUCAAUAGUUAUUUUGUGUGAUCUGAUCUUGUAUUGCUUGAUUGCACAACAAAAGCCAUUAUUUGAGGUCAGAAGUAUGCAAAGCAUGUUAGAAUUAAUUGA
Spodoptera exigua (beet armyworm) is the source of this 1796-nucleotide messenger RNA. NCBI's taxonomy places the organism in Eukaryota, Metazoa, Arthropoda, Insecta, Lepidoptera, Noctuidae. The record is from the annotation of a GenBank genome assembly.